AUGUGCGGUGUGGUGCGGUGUGGUGUGGUGUGGUUCUCAGGAAAGUCGCUCACCACUACUUCCUUGAGAGGGUCUCUCACAAUCCCUUCCAUUGUCUCUGCCUCCUCCCCAGUGACUUCCGUUGUCUCACCAUGCCUUCCUUUGUCAAUUCAAAAGCCAUCCCUCCCACCAUCCAUCCCUCCCGCCAUCCCUCCCACCAUCCACCCCUCCACCAUCCCUCCCACCAUCCCUCCCCUCCCACCACGCCUCCCACCAUCCCAUAACCUCAGGGACUUCGCCCGAAACAUGUUCCGUGGCACCAUCCCUUCAUUCUUCGCCACCCUCACCAAACUCGACGUGCUUGAGUUCAACGAGAGCGGAACGGUGUGCUCAGGAGCCAGGCAGCCGUGUGUGGUGUGGCAGACCCCCUCCAUCCCUCUCCCCAUCUCACCCUGUCCUUCCCUGCCUCGGUUACUCAGUGAGCUCAACGAGAGCGGAACGGUGUGCUCAGGGGCCGGGCAGCCAGGGCUCAACGAGAGUGGCAUGGUGUGCCCAGGAGCAGGCCAGCCGUGUGUUGUGUACCAGACCCCCUCCUCGCACUUCUGCAUCAACUGCCCCGACUUCUGCUCCUCCUGCUCCAACAGCUCUGCCCCUUCCUCUGGCUCCCCUGCUGCUAGCCCCUCCCCUCCUCCGCCUGCCAAUAGCACUCCUCCUCUUCCCCCCACAGAUACAUCUUCCUCCUCCUCCUCGUCCGCCCUGCCUCUAGGGGCGAUCAUUGGCAUUGCUGUUGGAGGCGUACUCGUUUUUGUCCUCCUCGUUAUUGGCCUGUUUCUGCUCUGGAAGCGAAGGUCUCCCCAAGAAAUGACUGUAAAAAAGAGUGGAAAGGGGGAGAGGGGGCGGGAGUGGUCAGCCAUGCCGAGCUUGGCCCUCAUGUGGCAGUGCUUCUCCUUUGCAACUGUGACCAAGGCAUCGUAG
This is a messenger RNA of Closterium sp. NIES-65, 954 nucleotides long. Lineage: Eukaryota; Viridiplantae; Streptophyta; Zygnematophyceae; Desmidiales; Closteriaceae. The record is from the annotation of a GenBank genome assembly.